AGGAUUGCCAUUCACUCUUCAUUAUUUUCUUCCCUUUUACCGCACGACAUCAUGGUUGGCGCGGGUGGCUCUUGUUCGACACAUGAAAGUGCCAGAGAGGACGCAGAUGGCGAGAACCGCGUCCCUCUCCCCUCACACGAGCCGUACAACGCGGAGGGAGAAGGCAACAGACUGGAAAGCAGUCCUUCUCCCAGCGACGUCCAUGCUGAGGUGCAAGUGCAGCAAGACCCAAAGGAGGAAGUGGUGGAGCGCACACACGAAAAUCCCUUCCUUGCGUACCUCCGCCGACUGAAGGGCGCCGGCCAGCCGGGGCCCGCAUUCUGGAACCCCACCUGGGACGGCAUCCCCGCCUUCCUCUUCACCGCCAUCACUCUGGAGGUGCUCGCCGUUAUCGAGGCGUUCGGCUUGCAGCCCUACGACAAAGGUCUCCUUUCGUAUCUCCCGUCGUUUGGCGCCUCUUGUUGUAUGGUGUUUUGCCUCCUCACGUCCCCCGGUGCCCAACCGCGCGCGAUCGUUUUCACACACAUCAUCGGCGCCUUCUUCGGUGUAUCGUGGGCCCACAUUACCAAUAACCUGCCCAAGCCUCUCAGUCAGCAAAUCGCGUGCGCGUUUGCCGUGGGUAUUAUGACGGCUCUCAUGAUGCUGUUUGGCGCGUUGCAGCCGUCGGCGUCCGCCACAACUUGUCUCGCCGCUUUUCACCUUUACGGUCAGAUGAAAGACCAGGGUUUCAUGUUUAUGGUGGCGCCGGCAACGGUAGGUCCUCUUGUCAUUGUAUUCCUCGGUGUCCUCUUCAACAACAUUAUUCCCUGGAGACAUUGCUAUCCCGUGUGGUGGUAG
Leptomonas pyrrhocoris is the source of this 837-nucleotide messenger RNA. RefSeq lists its product as hypothetical. The coding region runs from base 52 to 837 and encodes 261 amino acids. The record is from RefSeq and is a predicted model, not a curated record. NCBI's taxonomy places the organism in Eukaryota, Euglenozoa, Kinetoplastea, Trypanosomatida, Trypanosomatidae. The transcript has a single exon.